This is a messenger RNA of Myodes glareolus (Bank vole), 471 nucleotides long. NCBI's taxonomy places the organism in Eukaryota, Metazoa, Chordata, Mammalia, Rodentia, Cricetidae. The record is from RefSeq and is a predicted model, not a curated record.
GAAGGGGGUGUUUGGAGGCACCAUGUCGGGCCGGGAAGGUGGCAAAAAGAAGCCCCUGAAACAGCCCAAGAAGCAGGCCAAGGAAAUGGACGAGGAAGAUAAGGCUUUCAAGCAGAAACAAAAAGAGGAGCAGAAGAAACUCGAGGAGCUAAAAGCCAAGGCCGCGGGGAAGGGACCCCUGGCCACAGGUGGAAUUAAGAAAUCUGGCAAAAAGUAAGCUGUUCCUCAUAUCUGAGAUGAUGGUGACCCUCUUCCAUUCCUAUUUAAACAUCUGGAUUCCCUGCCAUAACAUCUUUGCCAUCUACAGCUAGAAUGAAGUGUUAUCCUGGAGCCUGUUAAACAUCUGGAUUCCCUACUAUAACAUCAUUGCCACCUACAGUUAGAAUGAAGUGUUAUCCUGGAGCCUGUUGUACAUUGUAAUAAACUUUUGUAAAAAAAACAAAUAAUAAUAAAAUAAAUAAUACAAAUGGC